AUGGCGAACUUGUAUAGCGAUGGCCUUGAUGACUUCGCAAAGGCCCAAGAAGCGGGCAGCUCUAGUCCCACCGCAAUAUUUACUGCCCGCCGAGGUAACAAGCCAUCCGCAUCGCAAGAUCCGUUUACUAUCGGCUCGGACCCGUUUUUACCGGUUCAAAAUAGGAACGCAGGACCUCGGGCAACAAACGGUCACUCCGCAACUCCCGUCGUGCACGGUAUUCCGCUCGUGAGCCUUCGCCAGGCCUUACCAGACCGAUUCCGCACCAUUUUCCCGUAUGAGCUUUUAAACGCCGUGCAAUCCAAAUGCUUCGAAGCUGUCUACCAUACGAAUGACAACGUCAUAGUUUCUGCCCCCACCGGAAGCGGGAAGACGGCAAUAUUGGAGCUGGGCAUUUGCAAAUUAGCCCUUGACCGAGGAAACGAAAACUUCAAGAUUGUGUACCAAGCACCCACGAAAGCGCUCUGUUCCGAACGGGCUCGGGACUGGGAAAAGAAAUUCAACCACAUGAACCUGAAGUGCGCGGAGCUGACCGGCGAUACGUCCCAAGCUGAGAUGCGCCGGGUCGGUGAUGCUGCUAUCAUUGUCACAACCCCAGAAAAGUGGGAUUCGAUUACCCGCAAGUGGCAAGAUCACAGACGACUGUUGCAAAUGGUGGAACUGUUUCUCAUCGACGAGGUUCAUAUCUUGAAGGACGGCCGUGGUGCUACGCUUGAAGCCGUAGUGUCCCGCAUGAAAACGAUCGGGGCAAACGUUCGGUUUCUUGCCCUCAGCGCAACUGUGCCUAAUUCUGACGAUAUUGCACGUUGGCUAGGCCGUGACCACACCAAUCAGCAGCUACCUGCUCACCGUGAAACUUUCGGCGAGGAGUUCCGCCCGGUCAAGCUUCAAAAGUUUGUCUACGGAUUCGAGAGCAAAGGCAACGACUACAUCUUUGACAAAUUUCUCGACCAGAAGCUCCCCGGUUUAGUUCACAAACACUCUCAGCGCAAGCCGACCCUCGUUUUUUGUUUCACCAGAAAGUCCUGCGAGAGCACAGCGGCCAUGCUGGCAGAAUUUGCCUCUGCCCGGCCGGAUGGUGAUCGGGUGUGGCCGACGCCUUCUCAGCGCGUCCCGGUCAUCAGCAGGGAGCUCCAGGAAAUUGUCCGAUUUGGGGUUGCUUUUCACCACGCCGGUCUCGAUGCCCAAGAUCGAGCGGCCGUUGAACAGAACUUUUUGAAAGGACAACUGGGUGUUAUUUGCUGCACCUCAACACUCGCAGUCGGCAUCAACCUUCCCUGCCAUACUGUUGUGUUGAAGGGCACAGUUGGAUUCGCCAGUGAUAAGCUUGAAGAAUACUCUGACCUCGAGGUCAUGCAAAUGCUGGGCCGUGCCGGUCGUCCGCAAUUCGAUGACAGUGCAACCGCCAUAAUCCUCACCCGGGCCGCUCACAAGGAACGGUAUCAGAAAAUGGUCUCUGGCCAGCAGAUCCUCGAAAGCACCUUGCACCUUAACCUGAUUGAGCACCUCAAUUCUGAAAUUUGUUUGGGGACAAUCACCGACGUCUCAUCCGCGAAAGCCUGGCUUGGGGGCACCUUUUUGAGUCUCACCGGAACCACGACGAGCCCCGCUCUCGUGGAUGACAAACUUGAAGAGAUUUGCGAACGUGAUAUCAAACACCUUCAGGAAGCCGAGCUCGUUACCGGCGAUUCUUCAUUUCGAUGUACCGAAUACGGGCGGGCAAUGUCCAAAUACAUGGUACAGUUCCAGACGAUGAAGUUGCUCCUACAAAUCCCACGCGGGGUGGGAAUGGAAACAUUGAUUACCAUCUUGUCCCAAGCUUCUGAAUUCAAGGAGUUCCGGUUUAAGCCAGCCGAAAGACAGCUGUUCCGCGAGGUCAACCAGUCUCCGUUGAUUAUGUAUCCGGUCAAAGAAGUCGUCACCCAGACCUGGCACAAGGUUUCGCUCAUGGUCCAAGUCCAGCUAGGUUGUGCACAAUACCCAGAUACCAGCGAGGCAGCCAAAGCCAAACGCCAAUUAAUGAUGGAGCGCAAGUUGGUGUUUGAGAGAUUGAACCGCCUAGUACGUGCUGUUAUCGAUUGCAAGGGCCACGAUCGUGAUGCCAUCGGUACCAAAACUGCCCUCGAGCUCGCAAGGGCUCUUGCCGCCGAGUCGUGGGAAGGGCGGGCUACUCAGCUAACCCAAGUCCCAAAUAUUGGGCCUGUCGGAAUGAGAAAGCUUGUGAGUAAAGACAUUCGAACAGUAUUGCAGCUGUCAGAGAGGAGCUACGACGAAAUUGAGCGCUUGAUGUCACGUCAACCCCCUUUCGGUAAAACCAUCCAGGCCCACCUCGACAAGUUCCCUCGCCUAACGGUGAGAGCGGAAGUUGUUGGUCAUCGAGUGUAUCCGAAAGCAGAGGCCCCGGUUGUCAUUCAGGUCAACGCAACCAUCGGGUAUACGAACCAAAAGGCCGCUCCACACUGGCUCAACCGCCCGCCAGCGCUGACAUUCCUCGCCGAAACAAAAGAAGGUACGCUUGUGUACUUUUGGCGGGGAAGCAUCAGGAAGCUAGACAGCCAGGCCGGCUUUGAUUUGAAGUUUUCCGUCGAUUUGUGCAGCUCUGAGGAUGUUGUCACUUGCCAUUUUACCUGUGAGGAAAUAGUCGGCACAAUAGUAUCAACAACCGUGGACCAUAACAUACCGGCUUCUGUUUUUCCCACGCGGCCGCCCUCGAAGCCAACCCUAGUAAACCGUACUAGCUCAGCCCCCAAGGUUAAGGAAACGGCUCAAAGCUACCUAGAAGUGGACGACAUUGAUGAUUUGGAUCUUAUUCUCGCCGCGGAACAAGCUGUAGCUAAAUUUUCAAAAGAACACCCUAAGACUGAUGAAAUUGGGUACCCACCUGUUGAGGAGCUCGUUGAUAGGGAUAGGUCACGACGCGAUGAGUUCGAUAACCAUCUGGCGGGCCAUGACGUGGAAGAACGCACGCGAUCAGCACAAAUCGGGAUCGCAGAGUCGGAACCAGUCCGGUUGCCAAAUGGGAAAUGGCAAUGCAACCACCCAUGCACAGGCGGUACCGUCACGCGAUCUGGCAAGCCUUGCACUCAUCGGUGUUGUAGAGACGGCCUCGACAAACCGCCCAAAAGGGCUGCCCAGCGGCGGAAGCGACAGGCGGAAGAAACAACGGACGCGUUUGAGGGUCUCGAGCGACCACGAACUUCGCCACAACCCCAAUCGCCAACAUUACCACAGUCUCAACAAGCAACUCAAAGCAAACGCAAAAGAUUACAUGACGCUCAGCCUCUGACCAAGUCCUCAUCAUUCAUGCCGAUCAAUGCUGUGAAAACGCAACAUAGUAGCUGGGAUGCGUUGGACAUCGAUGAUCUUGACUGUAUCGACCUCUCCUUUACCGACGAUGAGAGCGACCUGAUCGUCAAACGUCCAGUUACUGUUUCUUCAUCUGGAGACGGUAAUCUCAAGCAUUCCCCACAGGGUGCUAGGGGCGCUGGCUCGGAGACUGGGAACAACCCUUCCUCAACGCAAGUAAGGGAGACAGUACCCCCCGAGCGCAAGGGGCUGUAUGAGACACAUUUUCCAACCCAAGGAGAAGAAUUCAAAGAUGACGAUUUAGACGACUACUUGGAGGCCGAGAACUUCCCCGAGGUCCAACGCAUCAACCCUCGACGUCAGCUUUCCACAUCAUCAAGCACCAUGAAAGCCGAUGAACCGCCAGCCGGAAAGGGAACCGCUGAACUCCCUGGCACCCUCAUAGGCGAUACACGCGCUGCUGACGGUGACAUGACGGUUGCUACCAGGAACGACACAGAUAGUACUAUACCCUCGACAACUAUUACCCUUGACAACACAACGGGAAUCAGUUCGACUUCUCUACCGUUGAGCCCAGAUGUAGUUGAGCUUCCUGGGCCACCGAACAAGAGCCAGGAUGAUCCAAGCGUUGACAAAUCACGGGCACAAGCGGGAUCAGAUCCAGCCUAUGAUGAGCCGGCGUGGGUCGCGGAGUUUGAUCCCGAAUUCGUUGAUAUGUUUAGGGGGUAUGUAACGUUUGUGUGA
Messenger RNA from Dichotomopilus funicola, 4050 nucleotides. RefSeq lists its product as uncharacterized. Bases 1 to 4050 code for a protein of 1349 amino acids. Gene Ontology annotation, molecular function: nucleic acid binding; ATP binding. Lineage: Eukaryota; Fungi; Ascomycota; Sordariomycetes; Sordariales; Chaetomiaceae. The record is from RefSeq and is a predicted model, not a curated record. The transcript has 4 exons.